CAUUUUCAUGUCAUGUGAUGGGAUGGUCAGAGAGCGAGCUGGUCAAAGCUAGCACUGCAUGUGUAUCUUCUAGCACAAGAUGCUGACCGUGUGGGUGCUCGUUUGUGCCAUGAUGGCUCUGACCAGAGCUGAGGCUCUUCCAGAGGAAAAGGCCGAAAAGGACGAUCAAGCAGAGAUCGACCUGGUUGCAAGAACCUUCCGAUACCGGUGUCCCCGUGGUUGGUCUCAGUUCAAUCGUCGCUGCUUCCACUUUGUCCCAAAACCUAUGACUUGGGCCCAGGCUGAGAGAAACUGUCGGUCCAUGCGUGGGAACUUGGCAUCAGUGCACAGCGUGCAGGAGUACCAUAAGAUUCAGAAGCUGAUAAUGAAGGCCACUCAUGGGUACAAACCAACAUGGAUCGGAGGCUCUGAUGCACAAGAGGACACAGUUUGGCUCUGGAGUGACGGUACAACUUUCCACUAUUCAAACUGGUGUCGUGGAGAACCGAACAACUAUUUUGGAUGGCAGAACUGUAUACAGAUCAAUUAUGGAGAUCAGAAGUGCUGGGAUGAUCUGCAGUGUAACAGACGUCUCCCAUCCAUCUGUGCCAAGAAAGCCCAAUGAUUCCUGUCAGAGUCCACCAUCAACACUGACAGAUGUGUUGGAGUUUAUCUUUGAAAACUCAUCUGUCUUUGUGUCUUUACUCUCAUAACUAACCCAAAGUCUCUUUAUCUCAUUUCACAUCUUUAUUUCUUCUCUAUCGCUGUAACGCUACUUAAGGAACGAAACGACAAGUGACAGUAACAGGAGCUGGAUUGUCUCUUAGGUCUUGUGCCUUUAGUGAGAGCAAACUGAAUGUGUAAUGAAAGAAUGCUUUUAGCACAACUUUAUUCUGCAGAGUGAAAUAAUCUUUCUUAUCUAAAGCAAAAUUAAAAGACUAAAGCAUUGAAACAAA
Molecule: messenger RNA, 935 nt
Organism: Lates calcarifer (barramundi perch)
Lineage: Eukaryota; Metazoa; Chordata; Actinopteri; Centropomidae
Product: ladderlectin
Exons: 7
Coding region: 80-604 (174 amino acids)
Molecular function (GO): signaling receptor activity
Source: RefSeq, a predicted model, not a curated record